CCUCCUUCUCCUCGAGUUGUAACCUGUCUCUUCAACCCUAGCAUAGAGGGUUUUUGCUCUUAAACCCUUUUUUUGAUCAAGCUCCUAAUUUAGGUUUAUUGGAGGUGAUAAAAUGCUUGUGCUGUUUGAAACACCUGCGGGUUUUGCCCUUUUUAAAGUGCUGGAUGAAGGCAAGCUUUCUAAAGUUGAGAACGUAUGGAAGGAAUUUUCCAGUGCAGAUGCGGCUAGACAGGUGGUCAAGUUGAAAGCAUUUUCUAAAUUUGACAACACUUCGGAAGCUCUAGAGGCAGCUACUUUGCUGAUUGAUGGAAAAGCUAGCAAGGGUUUGCGCAAGUUCCUGCGUGCUCAUUGUGAAAAUGAAAAAUUAGGCGUAGCAGAUUCAAAGCUUGGGAAUGUGAUUAAGGAGAAAUUGAAAAUCGAUUGUAUUCACAACAAUGUUGUUAUGGAGUUGAUGAGAGGUGUUAGACAUCAUCUAAAUGAACUUAUAUCUGGUCUAGCUGUACAAGAUAUGGCCCCGAUGAGUUUGGGUUUAUCUCAUAGCUUAUCCAGAUACAAGCUGAAGUUUAGUGCAGAGAAGGUGGAUACGAUGAUUGUCCAGGCUAUUGGCUUACUUGAUGAUCUUGAUAAAGAGCUGAAUACAUAUGCCAUGAGGGUUCGAGAAUGGUACGGUUGGCAUUUUCCAGAGCUUACUAAAAUAAUACAGGAUAAUAUCCUUUAUGCAAGGGCAGUCAAGUUGAUGGGUGAUCGUGUUAAUGCCGCAAAGCUUGAUUUCUCUGAGAUUUUGCCAGAAGAAGUUGAGGCAGAACUGAAGGAGGCGGCUGUGAUUUCUAUGGGUACUGAAAUUGGUGAGCUUGACUUGGCAAAUAUUAGAGAACUCUGUGACCAGGUUUUGUCUCUUUCAGAGUACAGAGCACAACUCUAUGAUUAUUUAAAGAGUAGGAUGAACACCAUUGCUCCUAAUUUGACUGCUAUGGUUGGGGAGCUUGUUGGUGCUCGCCUCAUUGCCCAUGGCGGUAGCUUAUUGAAUUUAGCAAAGCAGCCGGGUAGUACUGUGCAGAUUCUGGGUGCUGAGAAGGCUCUGUUUAGGGCACUGAAAACGAAGCACGCCACCCCAAAGUAUGGGCUUAUAUACCAUGCCUCCCUUAUAGGGCAGGCAGCUCCAAAGUUAAAGGGGAAAAUAUCUAGGUCUCUUGCUGCAAAGACAGCAUUGGCUAUCAGGUGUGAUGCGCUUGGAGAUGGCCAAGAUAACACCAUGGGAUUGGAGAACAGAGCCAAGCUUGAAGCACGUUUGAGGAACCUUGAAGGCAAAGAAUUAGGUCGUUUUGCUGGUUCUGCUAAAGGAAAGCCCAAGAUAGAAGCAUAUGACAAGGAUCGAAAGAAAGGAGCUGGAGGACUAAUAACUCCGGCUAAGACAUAUAAUCCUGCAGCUGAUUCAGUUAUUGGGCAAAUCGCUAAUUCUGCUAUGGAUGAAGAUACACAAGAGCCUUCUGUGGCUGAUAAAAAGAAAGAAAAGAAGAAAAAGAAGGCGGAGAAAAAUGAAGAGGAUGAUUCAACUUUGCAAGCUGAUGGAGAUGCUGGUGAGGUACCAGAGCAUGAGGUUGGGAAAAAGGAGAAGAAAAAGAGGAAGGAUUCUUCUGAGCAUGUUGAGUUGCAGAAUGGGGACAGCAAUUUGAAUGGAGGAGAAAAGAAGAAAAAGAGAAAAAAGCACGCAGAGCAAGAAGAAUCAGCUGAAAUGCCAAGCAAAAAGAAAGGAAAGAAGAAGAAAAAUGAGACUAAAGCGGAAUAAAUCUGUAGUCAUCAGCUCCGUACUUUUUUCGGUAUAAUUUUUGCUUUUUCAACUAUUUGUAGCUUUAUUCAUCCUAAUUAAUUAUUUAAUGGGAUAAGUUUUGUGUUUCCAAACUCGAGUGGACAAUUUGAUGCAAUCAUGUCUAUGAAUGGAAAAUGGUAGUGAUAUAUCCUUUGUAAUGUUAUUUAGGAGGCGCGAUGAGUUUUUUUAGAUUUCCGAGGGAAGUGACAUUGAGAAUUUUUAUCUAUCCAAAUUUGGCAUAAGUAUUGUAAUUUUUUUUUUUCGAAAAUGUAAUUUUUUUAAGGUUUUGAUUUGUAAAGGGGGUGUUUGAUAGGACCAUUUUUUAGAUGUUUCGGAA
Messenger RNA from Gastrolobium bilobum, 2144 nucleotides. Its product is annotated as probable nucleolar protein 5-2. Gene Ontology annotation, cellular component: box C/D methylation guide snoRNP complex; small-subunit processome. The record is from RefSeq and is a predicted model, not a curated record. The transcript has 9 exons. Gene Ontology annotation, molecular function: snoRNA binding. The coding region runs from base 113 to 1786 and encodes 557 amino acids. Lineage: Eukaryota; Viridiplantae; Streptophyta; Magnoliopsida; Fabales; Fabaceae.